Molecule: messenger RNA, 3584 nt
Organism: Hermetia illucens (black soldier fly)
Lineage: Eukaryota; Metazoa; Arthropoda; Insecta; Diptera; Stratiomyidae
Gene: Ir21a
Product: ionotropic receptor 21a
Exons: 7
Coding region: 12-2696 (894 amino acids)
Cellular component (GO): membrane
Molecular function (GO): ligand-gated monoatomic ion channel activity
Source: RefSeq, a predicted model, not a curated record
GUAAUUGUACAAUGAUGCAGCUCUUCUGGCGAGUAUUAAUUUUCUAUCUCCUAAAAUCAACGUUAGCAGAGGAAUGCAGUUUGUGUGAAAGUGGUGGAUUGAAAAGAAAGUGGAAGAUCAAUGGAACAAUUCUCGAAGGCGAUGAAAAUUUACACGGAAUGCAAAAAAGGUUCAUUGACCCGACAUUUCGUGGCAACCCAAAAUCCAAAGGAGAGAUUUGGAACGAAAAAUUUAAAGGAAAUAACACAAACUUCGCCCAGGCUAAUUCAUUGGUUGCAUUAUUGAAUAAAAUCGCUGUGGAAUAUCUUCAUAAGUGUGCACCCUACGUAUUAUAUGAUUCGUAUGUAGAAAAUUCAGAAUUCGCAAUUGUACAGACACUUUUCCAGACUUUCCCGUUAACAUUUUAUCAUGGCAAAAUUAACGAAAAUUUCAAGUUAUCUAAUUCAAAAUUGAUAACAAAAGGCGAUACAAAUUGCAGAAGUUACAUUCUGUUUUUAUCGGAUCCACAAAAAACAAGGAGCAUAAUUGGCCCGCAAAUGGAUAAUAAAGUAAUAGUGGUAGCACGUUCAUCACAAUGGAAGCUUCAGGCGUUUUUGUCAUCUGAAGAAUCAUCCGAUAUUGUUAAUUUAUUAGUUAUAGGUGAAUCGUUGACAGCAGACCCAAAACGAGAACGUCCAUACGUCCUUUAUACGCAUCAUUUAUAUUCAGAUGGAUUAGGAUCAAACGUUCCGGUUGUAUUGACCAGUUGGAUUAAGGGAUCAUUGUCCAGACCUCAUGUCAAUUUAUUUCCAGCCAAAUAUGCUAAAGGAUUUGCUGGUCAUCGUUUUUUAAUCGCAGCAGCAAAUCAACCACCAUUUAUAUUUCGUCGGAAAUUCGUCGACAAUACUGGAAACUUAAAUGUAUACUGGGAGGGACUUGAGUAUCGAUUGAUAAAGCUUUUAUCACAACGGUUAAAUUUUUCGUUUGAAAUUGUUGAACCACGAAACAUAAACCAAUUGGGAUCCGGCGAAGCUGUACGAGAAGAAGUUGAACUAGGGCGAGCUGAUAUAGGUAUGGCUGGAGCUUAUAUUACACAAGAUCGACUUGAAGAAAUUGACAUGUCAGUUGGUCAUUCAAGGGACUGUGCAGCUUUCAUAACUUUGGCUUCAAAGGCAUUACCAAAAUACCGAGCAAUCAUGGGUCCAUUCCAAUGGCCCGUUUGGGUAGCGUUAACAGCUGUCUACCUAUUGGGAAUAUUCCCUUUAGCUUAUACAGACCGAUUGUCUUUAAGCCAUCUUAUCGGAAACUUUGGAGAGAUCGAAAACAUGUUUUGGUAUGUUUUUGGAACAUUUACUAACAGUCUUACAUUCACUGGUAAAUACUCAUGGAGCGGAUCGAGAAAGUCGUCAACAAGAUUAUUGAUUGGAUUCUACUGGAUCUUUACCAUUAUUGUCACCUCAUGUUACACGGGCUCGAUCAUUGCUUUUGUAACGUUACCUGCAUUUCCCGACACCGUAGAUUCUGUAUACGAUUUAUUGGGGUUGUUCUUCAGGGUUGGAACUCUAGAUCGGGGUGGAUGGGAGAGGUGGUUUGCCAACUCAACACAUGAACCAACUGAACUGUUGUAUCGAAAAAUGGAAUUUGUAAGGACAUUGGAAGAAGGAAUUGGUAAUGUAACCCAAUCCUUCUUUUGGAACUAUGCAUUCUUGGGAUCCAGAUCUCAACUAGAAUAUUUGGUUCAAUCGAAUUUCACGAAUGAUGCAAUGAGUAAACGAUCAGCACUGCAUCUGAGUGAGGAAUGCUUCGCCCCCUUCCAAGUCGCACUAACAUUUCCGAAAAAUUCUGUCUACGCCCGAAAGAUCAAUGAAGGAAUUAUGCGGCUCCAGCAAAGCGGUCUCAUUAACAAGCUACUCAACGAAGUAUCGUGGAAGAUGCAACGAUCUUCUACGGGGAAGCUGCUUCAAGCUACUUCAGGUGCUAACAUCAGAGACCUCAAUCAGGAAGAACGACAACUAACAACUGCUGACACUGAAGGCAUGUUCCUGCUAAUGGCCGCUGGAUAUACUAUAGCGGUCCUUGCUUUAAUAUCAGAAAUAAUUGGCGGUUUCACUAAUAAAUGUAGACAAAUAAUGAAACGGGCAAGGAAAUCGAUAGCGUCAGAAAAAUCCAGUAUUGCGUCUAGUUGUGGAAGUCGAAGUUCACUCAAUAAACCCACUGCAAAUAAAUCACAGAAACAUGAUUCGACAAAGCAGAGAAACAACUUCCCAGGUUUGAGCGAAUUAAACCUAACCAGAGAAACGUUGAAAGAACUGUACGGAGGCUACAAUAAGAAGGAAUCAACGCUUAUAGUGCAAAAUGGUCGCGUAAUUUUUGAAACAGAGGCUAUUUCUGAAAAUUCGUUAUCCUCAGCCAGUUGUAAUCGGAAUGAUCACUGUGAACAAAUAGAAGGUGAUGACAGUAACGUAAGGUUUAGUGAACAAAAUGACAGUGAAUCUGAUUCGGAUUUUGCAGUUGACAAUGAGGAAACCGGAGACCCUUUUGAUAAAUUUGUCAAUUAUGACCAAUGUGCUUUAGAGAGUCAAAGCCAUUUGGAAAGAAUUCCGGAAAAUUCUACUGAAGGAACAAUUUAUGGAGAGCCUGAAACUGAGGAUCCUUUCGGGGAAACUCUCGACCAUGGAAAGGAUCAGCAACCAAGGAGGUUUUACUCUUUUGAAUAAUAAACAAAUUAUUCUAUUCUUAUUUGGGUUUUUGAUGUCACAAUAUUUCAAUUCCCAAUUUCCAAUACUGUUCCUAGAAUAAAAAAAUUUAGUAGUGGUUAAAACUUAGUUUCUAGUAGAAGAGUGCAACUUAGUGUAACGUUUUAAUGCUUUUCAGAAUAAUAUGUAGUUGACAGUCAACAAGUGUUUACUUUGUUUGUCCAGUUCGAAAUUUUAAUUGAAUUGAAUUUGCACUUCUGCAACCAAUUUGUAAUCAACCAAAGAAAAAAAUUAAGCAGGACUAAACGGGGGGCAAUAAAGAAUUUCACUUCAGUUACUAUUAUCCGUUUUCACGCUUUUCAAAAUCAAAUCCCUAAAAACCGACCAUGACAUUCCAAAUAACACAUAUAUACUCGUAUUGAAGUUUUGAUUUCAUCGAAGACAUCUUUAGUACAAGGUAGUAUUUCGGUAAACGGAUAUCGAAAAAUUGUUAUAAGGAACAUUCACACGUUCACCAUCCUUUUUUGUUUUUAAGUUCCCUUCGCGUUAUGCAUACCCAGUUUUUUUUCCAAUUUAUACAGCCUUAUACUUUUAUAAUCUCGUUUUUCAUAUUGUUCAUAGUCUGUCCCUGAAACUCGAAUCAUUUUCCUCUUUCGUACUUGAGUACUCACUUCCUUUCCUUCGUUUCUUUUGUUCUCCUAUUACCAUACUACACAGUAGAGCAAUGACAACAUGAUGUCUUAGAUGCAGAUUAGAUUUUUUAAAGGAAACUAAGAAACCUUUUAGAGCGAUCAUUACAUUAUCUUAAACGCAUACAUUGAACAACUUUUAGUCAUUUUUUUAUUGGAAAAUGUGUUACAAAUGGCGGUAGCAAAUGUAUUUUUAUCUCUAUGGUUUGUGGUAGUCAAA